AUGAUAUCUCAUACAGCUCUUCUAAAUGCAUUAAAUACAUUCUUAGUGAAUCCACUUAUUGUUGGUCAACAUCAACGAUUAUCCAAUGAUGCUAUUGUAGAAUUAACUACUAUAGUUUUACAAAAUAAUAUUUUCUCUUCUAAUGGAAAAAUCUAUCGAUUUAUCAAAGGAUGUCCAUUAAAUUUAUCAUUAACAGAAUUAUUAGUGAAUAUCUAUUUGCAUAAUUGGCAAGCACCUUUAGUUAAAUAUAUUCGUCUCGAUGAUACAUUCUAUGGUCGAUAUAAUAAUGAAGGUUUUAUGAUUUGGAAUAGAUCGAUUGAACAAUUGCAGAAAAUAUUCGAUGAAUUAGAAGAAUCACUCGAUUCAAAUCUUCAAAUGACAACAUUUAUUGACAAUAAUGUUCAUUUUCUUCAAGCAUCUAUUGAAAAUCAAAAUAGUCUUUUAUAUACUCGUGUUUAUCAUGAUUCAAUAAGUCAACGAUUUUUAUUACCUUAUAUUGCUGAUCAUCCACGAUUAUUUCAUCGACAAUGGUUACGAUCUGCUCUUAUACAAGCUUGUCAAUAUUGUAAUAGAUUCGAUGAUUUUGAAGAAGAACGUCUCUAUAUUGAAUUAACAUUUUUGGCUAAUGGAUAUUCAUUCGAUUUUAUUGAAUAUCAUUUGAAACAAUUCUUUGUACAUUUUAAUCCUAAACAAUAUGAACAAUUGAAUCUCAAUCGAUCGACAUAUCAUUUAUUUCGUGAUGAAUUAUUUUGUCGUCUUGAUCAACAAAAAUGUGAUCUAGAACAAGAAGAACAAUUAUUACAAAAGAAUCGUCAAUUCAUUCAAUUAUCUUAUCUUUUUGAUUGGGGUUCACGAUGUCAAUUCAAUCAAAAAUUCUAUCAACUUUGGUUUAAAAUUCUUGAACAAGAUCCACAAUUUAAAAAACAUGGAUUGAAAAUUAAAUUGAAUACAAAACAUUGUUAUUCAUCAAAUACUCUCUUAGCUCGAUCAAUCACACAUUUUUGA
Rotaria sp. Silwood2 is the source of this 1005-nucleotide messenger RNA. The record is from the annotation of a GenBank genome assembly. NCBI's taxonomy places the organism in Eukaryota, Metazoa, Rotifera, Eurotatoria, Philodinida, Philodinidae.